AUGAGCACCAAUUUCCGCCCCCAUGUUGCUCAUCGCCACGACUUCCUCCCUAACGACAAGGUCCGGCUUGAGACCCCGCUCGACGGCAUGCCGUACAAGCUGACCAUGGCCACCAACAUUAACAAGCUUGACUUUGACAAUAUACACUCCACAUGCUUCAAGGUCAUUGGGGGAGACAUCAUCGGCAUUGAGCACGGUGAGGGGCCCGCGCCGCUGGCGGCGAGCAAAAUCCCAAAUGCGACCGAGGUCGGCACCGACGAACAGCUGGUCGAUGCUCUUAUCAAGGCGGGCGUCCUCAAGGCGACCUGA
Molecule: messenger RNA, 309 nt
Organism: Ilyonectria robusta
Lineage: Eukaryota; Fungi; Ascomycota; Sordariomycetes; Hypocreales; Nectriaceae
Exons: 1
Coding region: 1-309 (102 amino acids)
Source: RefSeq, a predicted model, not a curated record